AUGCUGCUGCCUCAGGUCCGGCUGCCCUACGCCGCAUUCCCAGCCACGGCAUCCGCCGAAACAAACAGCCACGAGGGCACCCUAGCCGUAAGCAUCGAUGUCGACAAAUCAGACCCCACGAAACGAGCGGACGUAGGGUCCAAGCCGUGGCUACUCUUGAGCGCGCUGGAGGGCGGUGGCGAGCAAAAGGCAGGGCGGGCGUCAGGGGGAGGGGGCGCAACGGCGUCUAGCUCUGCGAAAGGCAGGAAGGGCUCGGAAGGCGGCGAUGAUCCUCUGCCGGAGGAUCGCUCCCAUCUCAGGCUGCCGCCGGGGGUAAACCAGUACACUGGAGCCGCGGAGGGGGACGAUGCGGACAACAACCACGACGUCCUACCCGAAGGAGUAGAUCGAAAGCAAGAAGAGCCGAUUGGCGAGGGAGAAAGCCUGCCCGAGGAGCGGUUCCACAGAGCUGACAUCGUCUCGCAGCACAUGAUCGAGACUAGGCGAACAACAACGAACGGAAAGAAAAAGUGA
Ectocarpus sp. CCAP 1310/34 is the source of this 513-nucleotide messenger RNA. The record is from the annotation of a GenBank genome assembly. Lineage: Eukaryota; Phaeophyceae; Ectocarpales; Ectocarpaceae.